This is a messenger RNA of Verruconis gallopava, 1313 nucleotides long. RefSeq lists its product as uncharacterized. The transcript is spliced from 2 exons. Bases 357 to 869 code for a protein of 170 amino acids. NCBI's taxonomy places the organism in Eukaryota, Fungi, Ascomycota, Dothideomycetes, Venturiales, Sympoventuriaceae. The record is from RefSeq and is a predicted model, not a curated record.
CUCAAAGUCUGUUGUACUGUUUUCUGUCAUGGCUUGGACGGCCCUUAUUCUUCAGCCUUGUCCCGGGUCCUUCAUCUCAGCCAAUCAAAGGCCUCAAUGUAGCCAACCGACCCAGCCCAUGCAGCCCAAAUGACAUCACACGCGGCUGAAGUCAUAGACCGCGAAGCACCGAAAAUCCUGCUUUUGAUACCGCGUACGUACGAUGACGCCUCCCAUGAGCCCGGUGUGCUAGAUAAUCAGCGAGAAUUCCCAGCGCUACCAGUUUUGCGUCAUCACGUAUCUUGCCAACCCUCACUGCACUUUUUGUCGCAACUCUAACUCGAAACUUAGCAUAAAUUCUUUCAUCUCUAGUCGAAAUGCCUCUGUUUGGAUCCAAGAGGGAGGCCGUAACCCCAACUGAGCGGGCAACGACAACGACUACGACCCACCACAACCGCUCGGGUGGUCUUUUCGGCAAGAAAUCCGAGCCUGUGAGCCGGCAGACUACAACCACGACGUCCUCUCGAACCUCCCCUUCUCGUUCGUCUGGCCUGUUUUCACACAGGAAGUCAAGCUCACCGGAUCGGCACACGACCACGACUUCGCACGUCGGCCACUCGCCAAGCCAUAGCACCAAUCUUCUUCAUCGACACCACGAGGAUCCGUCGAUUGUCAGCGCUAGGGAACGAGUCGUGAAGGCUGAAACUGCAGAACGGGAGGCCGACCGUGCUCUUGUCGCAGCAAAGGCUGCAGUUAGGGAAGCCAGGGCUGAAGUGAAAAGGCUCGAGGCUGAGGCCGCAGAAGAGGCUCGUCUUGCAAAGAUCAAGCAGGGACAAGCUGCUUCGCUUUCCAAGCGAGGAAAAAUGCUUGGACGUCACGACCAUCACUAGGCCAUGGUGCGGCAAGAAUUGUCACGACGUGAACGAAAUGGGUUUCCCUAAUAUUCAUGUAUUAUUUGGCUAGGAUUUUGCUCGUUAAGCGAUUGCGACACCAGUGCUUCAUUCUGUACGAUACGAAGGUGCAGCCAGCAUUUGAUAUCCCAAUGCAGAGUCAUUUCUUCUUUUCCCAGCAUAUAAUCUGCGAGUCUUUUCUUUACGUAGUCUCAUCCACUUUGUAUACCAACUUCUCUCCGCUCACCUUACCUGACUUCAUUUCUUCCAUGCCCUUCAGUACACCUUGCAGACCGCCUUCUCUCAGCCUCUCUGGGUGCGUCUUCAGCUUACCCUCUGCCAGGAGCUUCUCUGUCAACUCGAAGAACAUCUUGGCGAACUCGAAGUCCUCAUGACUCUGUGGGAACACCGUGGGACCAAACCUGAACUCUUCAUCGAAGAUCG